This is a messenger RNA of Lates calcarifer (barramundi perch), 3176 nucleotides long. RefSeq names its product zinc finger protein 318. Bases 267 to 2552 code for a protein of 761 amino acids. NCBI's taxonomy places the organism in Eukaryota, Metazoa, Chordata, Actinopteri, Centropomidae. The transcript is spliced from 5 exons. The record is from RefSeq and is a predicted model, not a curated record.
GCUGCUAAUAUUUCUAUGUCAACACUACCGAGGCACUGAGAGCAGCCCAGCACCCUCUGUUCUUCAGUUCGAGCAUUUUUUCCAAAACAUUAGUGGUUUUCCUCGUUUACUGAUGAAACUUAUCAUAUACCAGUCAGAGCAUUCACUGUCCAAGAACUUAGCCGUCGGACUACAACUUGCAAAAAACAUUUUUUUCAGCGAUGUAACUGAAGAGGCGUUCGUUUGAUCAACCGUCGAAGAGACCACAAACUGUAUGAGGCUGAAUAAUGAAUCCAUUUGACUGGGAAGAUGCUCUUCGAAGACUGCAGACGCACUUGGUCCCAAAUAACAGUGGUGUUAAUAACAGCAUGGAAAAUGUCUUAAGAACUAGUAAUGACUGUGACACUUACUGCGAAUACUCAAGAUACACUAUUGAUGACCCACACAAUAGCACAGGAGUGAAUGUGGGAUGGGAGGAACACAGUCCUGCCUCCCAUAACUUUUACAGUAAGGAUUUAGAAGUCGAGAACCCGGAUGGAGAACCACUGGAAAUAGAUGAGGAGGAUGCAGAGCUGGCAAGAAAGCGGAAAGAGCUUAGAGUGAUAGAGGAGCGAAUAAUAUUUAAGAGAGCUACCCUUGCUUUGAAAAAGGUUGAACCAUUUGUGAAGAACACAACACCACCAGGCCUUUCCUGUAAUGAACAGUCAGCUACAUGCGAAGGUGAAACUCUUCGAGACAGAGUGAAAUUAAUUUUGCAGAAACGACAUUCUGUCAGCUUUCUGUCAAAGGUCCAGUCACCAAGAGAGAGAAUGAACACAUCCAGCCUGAGCAGAGGUCGUUUGCUACUUGAGGAUCAUCCCCUGAAACGGAGAGUGAAGGCAGUUCUGCAGCAGAGACAUUGUGACCCAUGUGUGCUACCAACAAAUAUGGAGGUCCCUGAAGACACCCCGCAUCCUCCCUGCCAAAGUGUUACCUCACUAGCCAAUGAGGAGAGCAGCAACAACAAGGGUUUCCAGCGCUUUCUCAGUGUGCUCAACAAAGGAGUGGACAUCGACUUGCUCAGCAGGAUUGUCAAUGAUGACAGUGAGGAUCUUAAUUUAGGUGAGGAGCUUCUGAACAUUCAGCCCCCAGCUGUGGAGAACAAGAAGUCAGAGCUGCCCUUCAGAAGCGAGAGCCAGAGACCAAACAGUGGAGCCUCCCUGCCGGGCCACAGUCGGACCAACAGUGGAGAGAGGAAGACUGACCCGCUCAGUCGAGAGAGAUCCCCUAAUGAGAGACUCCUCCUGCCUGGUGAUGAGGAAAAAAAGAAAGACAGACGAGAUGACUCUUUUAGCUCUAGUAGUCGAUCGAAGUCUCCCCCAGCAGUGAAGAAGAAGAAAGAGGAAGAAAAACAAAUGGUGGAUGAGCAGCGUGAGCAGCUGCAGAACAUUCUUAAAACUCUUGGGUUGACUCUGGAAGUGGAGGAGAUGAGCAAACUAGCAGACCGGACUCAGGAGAGGCUGUAUGGAAAGAAGCAUGAAGGCAAGUUAGGGGCUGACAGCAGAGGGGAGCAGGUGAGUCGACAGAGAGGUUCCCACAGACAUUGCAGGAGCUCCUCAUCCUCCUCGUCAUCCGCCUCCUCCUCAAGGUCAACCUCCAGGAGUUUUAGUCCCAGCCCUUCUCGCCAAUACCGCUCUCACAGCAGAGACUCAAAACGAAGGCGAGCGUCUGAAAGCAGCUGCUCAAGAGACAGUAGAGAAAGAAGCAGAAGCAGAGAUGGACUAACACAUCAAGAUGGCAGCCAGGACAACAAAGAUGCACAGAGGGCCAGGGACAAAGACAAAGAUAGAAAAGACUCCCAAGAAAUCUCUACUUAUCAUCAUCCGUAUUCACAAGAACAGACUUAUUCCCAUCCCCACGCUGCUGCUUUUCCUGCAUAUCCAGAUUACAGCUUGUCCCAGUGCCCUGAGUACACUGCCUACCACAGUGGCACAUACAGUGCUGCUACAAAUUCUUAUUGGACAUAUACUCAGGGUGCCAUUCCUCCCUCCCUUGAUCCCAGUGGUUAUCCUUAUCCACAGAACACCACACUUCACUUUCCCAGUUCUGUAGUGGCACCUAACAUGAUGUAUGAUAAUUCCUUUGAGGACAUUAACUUACUUGUGAAUCCAGACCUGUCUAAGAGUGAAGGCCAGAUUGGAUCAGCUUCUGACCAUCGCUGCUUGCGGGUCAUCACCACUAAGCAGUCAACCACUCAGAGCUGUCUAAAGCAACUCACUAAAGGUCCCAAGAGGACGGCAAAAUACAGAAGGCAGUGUCGUAAAUGGUUUCAAAAGUUAAAAGAGAGAAAGAAACAACAGAAAAUGGCUGCAAAAAUGAAGAGAGAACAGGGUGUGGCAAAGGUGGAGGCUUCACAGGGUGAUGAAGAUAACUCCAAAACGGAGCAGUCAGGAAAUGAAAAAAAACAGCUGACAGAGGAGGAGAUAAAGGUGAACCUGAGGAAAAAGCUUGAAGCAUUUAACCAGAAGGUGAAGCAAAAAGUCACACAGCCAGCCAGCUCCCUAACGAACUCCCUCACCUCUCAGACGGGUUGAAGUGAGUAACUUUCAGUGUGAGAGCAUCUUUGUCAGAGAACUGAAAUCCAGUAAAUGUUUGGGACUGUUUCUGUCUUGUAAGUAUACAUCAAAUGAAAUGUGAACUUCAAUUAAUAUUUUACCAGUAUCUUUCAUAAUAUACAGUUAACAUGCAUUAUGUAUUCAUACAUUAUACUCCAACUUAGGUAAAAAAAAAACAACAAAGCCGUUUUCUUCCUCCCUGAAAUCUUGCUGUAAUAUAGAAUUUAAUCUCCAUAACAAUGAAAUUACAAUAGAAUUAAGUCUUCAUGAACUGUAGUCAAUGAAGAUUUGAUUGCAAAAUUGAGUAACUCUCAUUUGGUCUCGUGUGUUUACUAGUUUUCUCUCAUUUAUCUGUAGAUCUGUGGAGUGUCAAGACUGUCUUAAAUCUGAAUCUGACGUGAGCCGUGACAGACCGUGAGGACCUGAUGUUUAACACUCAUCACUUACACAUGCAGUUCAUAGUGUAACAGGACCAUUUUGAAUUUAGGUCAUAUUUCCAGAUUUGUACUGAAUCCUUCUCAAACUUUAACAAGUAAAUUAUAUCUUCUUCAAAAGAAUAUUUUUGUGCAAUUAAAUGCCAUUUGGCAAGACAGGUUUUACUCA